CAAUGAUAAUCGACACAAACGCUUCCCACACAAGUCUGACACUUCCAUGACACAGAUUUGGCUUCAAAUGCUGGCCCUGAAAAACCAAUCCAUAUAACUCUCUGUCUCUGUCUCUCUCAAUUCUAAUCUCUACCCAUUUCUUUUCCUUUUUAUUUGUUUUUGUUUUUGUCUUCACGUCCUUUUCUUUAAUAUUUCCUCUCGAUACCAUAUUAGUUGUUUGUUUGCAUUACUUCUCUCCACCAUUGUCUUAACUUUUUCACUUUAGCUUGCCCCUCUCUCUCUCUCUCCUGUUGUUGGAAGUCUCCAAGGUUAUUUUGGGUUAGCACAAAGUAUCUGUAGAAAAGAUGGAGAUAACUAAUGUUACUGAAUAUGAGGCCAUCGCAAAGGAGAAAUUGCCCAAGAUGGUUUAUGACUACUAUGCAUCUGGUGCAGAGGACCAGUGGACUCUUAAGGAGAAUCGAAAUGCAUUUUCAAGGAUUUUGUUUCGCCCCCGCAUUCUUAUUGAUGUCAGCAAGAUUGACAUGACCACCACCGUCUUGGGCUUCAAGAUUUCAAUGCCUAUCAUGAUAGCUCCAACUGCCAUGCAGAAAAUGGCUCACCCUGAAGGAGAAUACGCAACGGCCAGAGCAGCUUCAGCUGCAGGAACAAUUAUGACACUAUCCUCAUGGGCUACUUCCAGUGUUGAGGAGGUCGCUUCAACAGGACCUGGCAUUCGCUUUUUCCAACUCUAUGUAUGCAAAGACAGGAAUGUGGUUGCACAGCUUGUGAGAAGAGCUGAAAGGGCUGGUUUCAAGGCAAUUGCCCUUACUGUGGAUGCUCCAAGACUUGGCCGGAGGGAAGCUGAUAUCAAGAAUAGAUUUACUCUGCCACCAUUCUUGACUUUGAAGAACUUUGAGGGUUUGGACCUUGGCAAAAUGGAUAAGGUAAGUGAUAAAUGUCUAAUCAAUCUCAACUUAAAUUAUCCAUUUACUUUGCCUGUUUGUUUACCUAAUGGUGGGAUUUUCUUGCAGACCGAUGACUCUGGACUAGCUUCAUAUGUUGCUGGCCAAAUUGAUCGGUCACUUAGCUGGAAAGAUGUAAAGUGGCUUCAGACAAUCACAUCAUUACCAAUUCUAGUGAAGGGUGUCCUUACCGCUGAGGAUACAAGGCUAGCUAUACAAGCUGGAGCUGCUGGAAUCAUUGUGUCCAAUCAUGGAGCUCGCCAGCUUGAUUAUGUACCUGCAACAAUUAUGGCUUUGGAAGAGGUCGUUAAAGCUGCACAAGGCAGAGUUCCUGUUUUUCUUGAUGGAGGGGUUCGGCGUGGAACAGAUGUCUUCAAGGCGUUGGCUCUGGGAGCAUCUGGAAUAUUUGUAAGUAUUUACAUUUGAGAUAUGAAAAACAUUCAUUCAAACAGCCUGCCCUUCCCU
Theobroma umbraticum is the source of this 1406-nucleotide messenger RNA. RefSeq names its product Aldolase-type TIM barrel family protein (gene GOX3). Gene Ontology annotation, molecular function: FMN binding; (S)-2-hydroxy-acid oxidase activity. NCBI's taxonomy places the organism in Eukaryota, Viridiplantae, Streptophyta, Magnoliopsida, Malvales, Malvaceae. The record is from RefSeq and is a predicted model, not a curated record. Gene Ontology annotation, cellular component: peroxisome.